This is a messenger RNA of Melanotaenia boesemani (Boeseman's rainbowfish), 9968 nucleotides long. Its product is annotated as titin homolog. Bases 394 to 4959 code for a protein of 1521 amino acids. The transcript is spliced from 29 exons. Lineage: Eukaryota; Metazoa; Chordata; Actinopteri; Atheriniformes; Melanotaeniidae. Gene Ontology annotation, molecular function: signaling receptor binding. Gene Ontology annotation, cellular component: sarcoplasmic reticulum; membrane. The record is from RefSeq and is a predicted model, not a curated record.
GGGGGGCUUCUAUCUACAACCCCAGCUCCAACCAGGGAAAGGGCAAAGACACUGACCACCUAAACUUGGUCUUUGUCUGUCCUCCCCACUUCAUCCACUGGGACAGAAGUCAUUUAACUGGAAUAACUUGGACUCAAAGAAUUUUUGACUUCCAAAACAUAAGAGAAAAGUGCAUACUGAAGUCUUGAGAAUGGAAAAAGAAGAGUAGUGUUCCCCCUGGUGGCUAAAGGGUUUAAGUUUUCCAUUUAUUCUCAGGACAGGUUGUUCUGAAAUUGGAAAUAAUCAGUGGGAUUAAACCGCGCAGAGAAGCUGAGGAUAUUCAUGACAUUUGUUUUCAUGGCAACAUAAUCUGCAGAAAGGAUUAACUGCAAAAAUAUAUCCAACUUUGGAAGUAUGACUGAAACAGUUGAAGCACGGUCGUCGGUGACCACCACCAUGGUCAUCGACGGUAAGGCCGGAGAAGCUGGAUCACCCUCUGCGGGGAGCAGGAGAAGUUUGACAGAUGAUCUCUACUCUACUUUCAGCUCACCGUUAGCCUGGAUCUUGGUUCUGGCACUAAUCAUAACUUGGUCGUGUGUUUUUAUUAUUAUGUUUGACCUGACAGACUACAAGACCAUUUCAGGAGGUCUCAGCAAGAUCAGCUCAGACCCCAUGAAGACGGUGAACGAGGCUGUGGACAAAUCAACAAACCUGAUCUCUACAGUUUUUAGCUUUGCGGCCAACCUGAUUGCUCCUGAUGAAGAGGAAGGAAAUCUAUAUGCAGUGAGGAAAAAAGGAGAAUUUCUACCAUCAAGAAGUAAAGUUAUUGGAAUGCAAGUAAAAACGACACCACCAGCAAUUGAAGUUGUAGAGGAGGAAGAGGAGGAAGAGGAAAAAGGAGAUGAAGAAGAGGCUGCUGUUGAGGAAGAGGAAAUAGCAGAAGAGGAAGAACAACUUGAAGAGGAAAAGGAAGAGGAAGAAGAGGAGUAUGAAGAGGAUUAUGAUGAAGAAUACGAGGAAGAAUACGAGGAAGAAUACGAGGAAGAAUACGAGGAAGAAUAUGAGGAAGAAUAUGAGGAAGAAUACGAGGAAGAAUAUGAGGAAGAAUAUGAGGAAGAAUAUGAGGAGGAGGAUUAUGAGGAGGAAGAGGAAGAAGAUGAAGGAGUAGACGAAGAGGAGGAGGAAACAGAAGAGGAAGAAGAAGAAGAAGAAGAGACAGGAGGAGAUGAAGAGGAGGGAGAGGAGGAGGAGGCAGGAGGAGAUGAAGAGGAUGAAGAUGAGGAGGAGGAGGAAGAGGGAGCAGGAGUUGAAGAAGAAGUGACGGAGGAAGCAGGAGAAGUAGAGGAGGAGGAGGAGGAGGAGGAGGGAGCAGAAGUUGAAGAAGAAGUGGUGGAGGAAGCAGGAGAAGUAGAGGAGGAGGAGGAUGAAGAUGAGGAGGAGGAGGAGGAGGAGGAGGAAGAGGGAGCAGAAGCUGAAGAAGAAGUGACAGAGGAAGCAGGAGAAGUAGAGGAGGAGGAGGAGGAGGAAGAGGGAGCAGAAGAUGAAGAAGAAGUGGCAGAGGAAGCAGGAGAAGUAGAGGAGGAGGAGGAGGAGGAGGAGGCAAAAGGAGCUGAAAAUGAGGAAGAAGAUGAAGAAAAGGAGGGGGAGGCAGAUGAAGAGGAGGAUGAAAAGGAGAAGGAGGAAGCAGGAGGACUUGAAGUGGAGGAGGAAAAGGAAGAGGAUGCAGGAGAUGAAGAAGAGGAGGAAAAGGAGGAGGAAGGAGGAGUUGAAGAGGCAGAGGAGGAAGAAAAGGAAGAGGUGGCAGAAGAUGACGAAGUGGAAGAGGAAAAGGAGGAAGAGGAGGAGGAAGGAGGUACUGAAGAGACAGAGGAAGAAGAGGAGGAAGAGGUAGGAGUUAAAGAGGAGGAAGAAGAGGUUGAGGAAGAGAAAUUAGAGGUGGAGAAGGAAGGGGAGGAGGAUGAAAAAGUGGAAGAAGACGAAGAGGAGAAAGAGGAGCAAGAUAAAGAAGAUGAAGAGGAGGAAGAGGAGGAGGAUGAAACUGAAGUAAAAGCAGCUGCUGAGGAAGAAGAUGAGGCUAUCACAGCAGAGGAAGAAGAGGGUGAGAUAACAGCAGAUGAAACUGAUGAAGGCAAAUAUGAUGAAGAUGAGAAAGAACCUGAGUCAGCUGCACCAGAACCUGAAGAUGAUGAUGAAGAUAAAUUUAAAGAGGAAGCAGCAGUAGGAGUUGUAGACAAAGAUGAUGAUGAAGAUGAAAAAGAAGAGAAGGUAGAUGCUGCCAGGGAACAUGAUGAUGAAGAAGAAUCCUCAGAGGAACCUGCAGCUGAUGAUGAUGAUGAAGAUGAAGUUUCUCCUGAACCUACUUCCAGCUCUGAGGAUGAAGAGCUGGCUCUGUCUCCUGAUUCUGAAUCGGACGAACCUGUUGACUUCAAAGACAGUGAUGAAGACGUAACUCAGCCUGAUGAAGAUGAUGAAAAAUCUUUAGAAGAAGAUGAUGAAGAUACAACCAGUGAUGAUGCAUUUACUGACACCUCAGACGUCAGUGAAUCAGCACCUCUUUCCAGUGAAGAGGAAAUAGAUGAAGAAGACAAAUCAGCUGAGGAUGAAGAUACUGACGAUGACUUGGUUCUUGAUCUUCCUCCUAUUGCGGUUGCAAGUGAGGAUGAUGAUGAUGAUAAACCUACCAGAGAGGAAGAUUUUUCUCCUCUACCUGCUGCCAAAGACGAUGAUGAAGACCUAGAAGAGGACCUAAAACUAGCGGAAGACACCGAUGAGGAUGCCGAUGAUGAUCUGGACCAAUCGGAUGACGACAUCUCUGUGGCUUCCUCUGAACAGUUUGCAGAUGAUGAAGAUGAAGACGAAGACGACUUUGACAAAGAUGUUGAAGAUGAUCUCGACAAACCUCAUGAUGCCACUCAAGAAGACCUCCAUGAUGAUGAUGAGGAUGAAGUUGAUGAAAAACAGGAAGAGGAAGAAGAUGACAUUCCUCCCUAUGUGAGCUCAGACAGUGGAGUUUUAGGUGAUGGAGAUGAUGACGACAUUUCUCUGAAACUUGAUGAAGACUCCUUUGGAGAGACUGUCCUUAGUGAUGAUUUCUCUUAUGAAACAACUGAUGAAGAUGACACUGAUGAUGAAGAUGUUGAUACAAGUUCACUAGAGCUUGACGAUGAAGAGGAAAAGGCAUUUAUAGAAACAUUUGUUGACACAGAUGAAGACAGAGAUGAAGUAAAAGAUGAAGAAACAGAAUCUUUAGCUGAUGAAGUGGAGGCUGAGGAUGACGAUGAAGAAGAAGAUGAUGAUGAUGAUGAUGAUUUUGAUGACAUCUUGCGGGCAGCUGCCAUUGCAGCAGCAUUAACUUCCCAGGAGGAGGCAGCAGAGACUGAAGCAGAUGAUGCUGAGGAUGGGGAUGAGCUCAUCGAUGCUGAUGAUGAAGACAAAGUGGAGGAGGAAGAAGCAGAAGAAGCUGCUGCUCCUGAGGAGGAAAAGGAGGAAGUUAAAGAGCCAGUGACUGAGCCUCAGAAAUCUGUAGAUGAAUCUGAAGAUAAGAAAGAGGAGUAUGAUGAAGAUGACGAUGAGGAGAAAGCAGCAGUGGAUGUGGUGAAACCUGUACCUGAACCAGAGGAGGAAGCACCAACGGUUGAGCCUGCAGCGUGUCCCUGCAUGCUUUCUGCAAAGACCAGAGAGUCUGCUGGCAAGACUAAAGCUGCUCCCCGGAGGGUCUCAGCUGUGAGACGGAAGAAAGAGCAGGUACUUGUAAAGACAGAGGAAAAGCCCAAGAGAGAAGCUCUUCCUAGAAUUCCAGGGUUGGUGCCAAAAGUCAGAAGAGUCAAAAAGAUCGCUCCUCUUCUCAAAGCUAAGAUAAAGGAGAAGGCCAAGGCUGCAAGAGCAAAGGCAGACACAAAAAAGCAAGAAAAGGCCACAGAAUCUGAACAAGAAGUCAGUCCUUGCAGACCUGCACCAGUUUACUGCCCAUCACCACCUGGAUGGUACGUUCAUCACAUAGUCACAGACAACCCGUACCCUCCUCCAACCAUGACAGCUCCAUCUGCUCCCGUUCUAACUGUCCAUCCGGGAGCUCCUGCAAUACAGCCUCCUUAUCAGCAACAACAACCUCCUCCACUUCUGAUGCAGCCCCUGUAUGCACAGUAUCAGCCCUAUCAGCCACCUCUGCAGCCAGUGAUGCCUCCUCAACCAGAACCAGUUCAGCCUGAACAGCCGGAGGUGUCAGAACAACAAGUUCAGCCUGAGAUCCCGACUCCAGCUGCUGAAGCUCAACCUGCUGAAGCUCCAGUUCAGGAACCAGAGACAGUUGUAGAAGAGGUCCAGACUGCCUCCACCAAGAAAGCUGCAAAGAAGAAAACCAAGGCUGUUGAUUCAGCACAAGAGCCUGCAGCAUCCACAGAUGAAACAAAGAAAGUACCAGCUGCAAAAAAAGAGAGAAGAAAAAUUCAACCUGUGGUGAAGAAAGCUCCUGCAGCUGUAAAACAGACGAGGAAAUCAGUGUCUGAACAUGCAGCAUCAGCUGUCAGGAGGAAAGUCAAAGCAUCUAAAGAAAAGAAAGAUUCAGCUGCAGAGCUUCAUCCACCGCGGAUAAGUCUCAGGACGAGGAUAGAAGUCGGCAAGAGGGCAAAUAUAACAACUCAGGCCAGAGAAGAGAAGCCUGCCAGAUCUUCAUCUGCACCAGCUAAGACAAGAUCAAAAUCAUUGGCAGAGAAAAAAAGCAAAGCUGCAAAGGCUGAAAAGAAAUCUGUCAAAGAAGAUAAAGAGAAACGACCACCACAAGCUCAAGAGCCUGUGGCUGAAGAAAAUAUUACUGAAAAGAAGAAACCAGGCCAGAGAUACUUCCAGUGUGUCUAUGUCCCGGGCAAGAAUACACAGUACCCUUUACGACCAUUCAGCCCCGCCAUGUCCCCCGCCAUGUUGUCCCCUGCCUUCAGGUCAAUGCUGGAGCAGCAGAGAGCAGCCAGGGCAUCGGGGCAGUAGGUUAACCUAACUCCUCGUAACGCCGCAUCUCCCACGUCAGCAGCGGGAGAUGUUUGAUUCUGUGGGAUCUUCUGUCUUGAAGGACAACCACUGGCAGAAAAAAAUGGACAGUACUACUUUGUCUUUAAUUCAUUGAUGUAUUUAUUUAGCGGUUGAGCUCCUGGAUUUGCUGUUAAUAUUUCUUGUUUUCCAGCAUGUGUCACUGUCAUGCCUUGCUUGUGUUUUAGAUAGUACAACCCAUUGUUUAAUGAUUGAGUAAAUAUCUUAUUUAUUAUAAAGGAUGUUUAUAAUGUAGAUAUUGCAGAUGUUUGCAGGUCAGGAUGGAAUAAUGAGUCACAGCAUAUAAGUAUUCUUCUUUUCUCUUAGUCCUGUACUAAACUUUUAUAGAAAAUGUAGCUUAAAAACAAUAAAGAAAAGAACAUUCAUUGAUUUAUAAGAUUGCACAUGACUCCAGUGAGCAUGCUAAUAACGCAAGCCAUUUAACAAUGCAGUGUUAUGAAUCGAUGUCCUGAACUCAACUCUAUUCCCUCCAGUUUUAGAUUUUAAAUAAUUCAAUUUCACAAUGUUGCCAUCGUGACUUUCCAUGUCUGCGUAGCUGUGGCUGCAAAAUAUUAGCAUGCAAAAGUUGGAGAGUCAACUCCCAGGAGCUCCCCACAUCGAUCCCAGCAGCAUCCCUGUCACUGAACAUCCAUCAGGCUCAUCGAUAUGCAGGAGGAAGCUGAUGAGCAAGGAAACGCUCUCCCACACACAUUAGACUGGAUCUAGUUUUAACUGAUGUCCAAUUCACUUUCAUAUGUAUAUUUUUAUGAAUUUAAUUGUUUCACUUUUCUUAGUUUGCAGAUAUACUUCUACAACUUAAAUGUCUUCAUUUUUUCGUCAUGCAACUUUAUAUUAUCCCAAAUAUUGUCCAGCCAACACUGAAAAUAUGGAUAGUAAUAUAAUAAAAACAGGCUUGCUUUGAUCUAAAACUAAACCAAUGGAUACACAUACCCUUUUGCAAAAAAAAGUGUAGAUUAAAAAUAGAAAUAAAAGUUGCUAUAUUUGAGAUCAAGAGGCAAAUUUAUAUGAAAGGCAUCAGAUAAAUUGAGAAAUAGAAAUAUUACCAUAGAUUUGUGUAAAAAUUCCUGAAGAGAAGCUCUCUCCAUUUUAAUUUUGUUGAUGUCCUUCAUAGUUGUUUUUCUAUCCUUGACAUUUGUUUUCUGGUUGGGAUCUGCUGAAUCACAACCACAAGUGAUUAAACCUAAACUGACACCUUCUAGUGACACUAUGUGGCAUUUAUUUAUUUAUUUUUUUUUUUGUGUUUUUUUUUGGGCUAAAAACCAGUUAAGGACACGUCUGAUUGACAUUUCGUUUGCAUCAUUUCAAAAGAUCACUUCAGAUUAGGGUCCUCUUCAAGAUUAAGUAAAUACCUUUGCAUGUUCAGUAACAUGGAAUCUGUUUGGGAUCACUAUAAAAUGACCAACUCAAGAGACGCUGUGAUGUCUGCUACAGUGAAUGAAUGUAAUUUGUGUUCAUCAUCGGCUUCUUACGUAAGACCGAUAUGUUGUUAUAUUUUCAUUUACCUCAGUCCUUCAUGGCUCUGGUUUUGUGGCUCAGCAACAAAGUCGCCUUGUUGGUGCUACAUGACUGUUGCUGAGCAUUACCAGCAAUUUAUUAUCUUGUCUUACUGAAUGGAAACCAGAUUUGAAUGCAAAAGAGCUAAAAUGGGUGUUUGAAUCCAGAUAUUUACAACCCAUACUACCCCGUGAUUGACCGGAGAGUUAAUCUAGUUUAUUCUUUUGUAAUGGUUUCAUAUGAAUGGUUUACCAUCAGUGUUUUCUUACUUGGUGAAGUGAAUUAGAACAUUUAUUGAAUUAGAAACUGAUAGGUAUUUGGGGGUGAUUAAACUUUUGCUGAGUGCUUUGUAAUUCACAUCAUAACAUGCCAAUCUCUUUUCAGGCUUGUCCCCUGAAAAAAUGAAUAUGCAUUGACAAUGAAAGUGGAUCAGUUCUUGAUAUUAUUAAAAGCCACAUAAAGUAAAUGGAAAAAUGUAAAAACAAAAAAAAGAUAGUGAUGUUAUUUAUAUAUGGACACCAAGUUGAUAAUUCAAAGGCAAAUACCAGGAAAUUUUAGCAGCUUUUAAUGACCUAAAGUUCAAUUUCCUGUUGGUCGGCAUUAAUUGCCAGAUAAAGCAAACUGCUUCAUUAUCAGUCCAUCAAGAGUGUAAAUCCUAAUUAAAAGUAGGGUGAUGCACUGUUUGCUGUCUGAUCAAAUUCAAUAAGAUGUUUGCUUAUCAUGGACAGAGCACAUCAGUCAUGGGCUGUUACACACCACAUGUAACCUGAGGCUUGUUGUAAACUCAGGGUUAAGCUGUGAUGGGUUUAAGGAAGCCCUGAAUGUUCUGUUUUCCUGCAGGCUUGAGAAAUCCAAGUGUGAAAAGUUAUCAUGUGUCAGGGCUAAAUGAGAAGUGACAAGCAGUGAAUGUGUGGUGUCCUUUAAAACACACCUUAAAAUGUGGUGUUUACUUUAGGUGUGAAAGAAUCAGUUCUUUUGUUUUUUCAAUUUAUUUAUUUUUAAAGUAUACAGCAACAGUCUGGUUUUUGCCCCUGGGUUGCAGGGACUCUAAAAAUGUAUUAAAAUAGAAGAUGGUAAUUAUACUGUACAGCUGUAGGUUUAUGCUGUUACUUUGUUUUUAAGUAUUGUUAUUGUUGAUUUAAUGUAAGUUAGGGAUCGAUUAUAAUUGCAUAGAAAGACAAACCUUAAAAGGAACAUGAAGCAAUCAGACAUCAAUCUAAUCUGAUGUAACCACUGUGUUUGCUGAAUAUUUAAUGUCUUCAUACAUAUUCACGUGAACGUUGAGGUGGAAAAUUGGGUCAAAGCUUGAACACCCCCUGGGUUUAAACAUGUGUUUGAUUGAUGCCGUUAAAAUCAAGUGACUUGCUUUUUGUUAUGCAUGUUCUGUUAAAAAGCUGCUAUGUGACGUUUGUAUGUUUUUUCACUGGGCUACACUUGGAUGAUUUGAUGUCCUUUAAUUUUCUUCUGCUUGUUUGGAAGUUUUCUGUAACCACUGCUAUGCAUAAACUUCAUCAUAUUUAUUGGCCUGUAUCCUCUGGGCAGACAAAUGUUAGGGCUAUUAGGGCUAUCAGACCAGUGAAAACCUUCAAUAAGGCUGCUCAGCGGUGAAAUCUCAUACAUAUGUAUAUAAUUUUAAUUUACAUAAUAAUUCUCUUAUUAAUGCAACAAUUUCGUCCUCUUCUUACUAACCAACAGCUUUUUUUUGCUGAGCUUUUAACCUCUGGAACAGACCGUUGAGCUUAGUUUAGGAAUCGGUGCUUGGAUUGUUAGAGUUAAAUCAUGCACAGAGAUGUUUGUGCAAAUCAUUUGCACAGGUUUAACAGUUUUAUAUAGUAAUAAAUUCAUAGAAGCAGAAUAGAAACUGGAUGGAUUUUGCAAGAAAAGCAUGAAUCAGAAAAUGUCACAUGAUUGCACAUUGCACACUGGUCCAUUAACUCCAUAACUUCUUAUAUCCUUCAGGACCUUGUGGUUUGUGACAGAAUAUACAUCAGAAUUAAACUUUUAUGAGUUGUACUUCCCUCUGUCUGCCUGUAGAACUGAUAGUUUUAGACAAUACCCUUAUUUAAGGGCAUAAGCAAGCAAACUAUUUGGUCAUUUGGGUUAGAGUACUUGGACACAUAAAUGUGAUUCUGUUAGAAUAUUAAACCAUGGGUAUAAUAUCUCACUGUAUUUGCACCUCCAAAGCCGACUAACAGUACAUCUAAUUUGUUUUAUGCUACACACAGUUUAAAAAUUAUAUUGUUUUGUUUUCAGUUUUGCUAAACUAGGCUUACCAUCUCCUGUACAUAACAACACACCAAUUGGGAAGUGAUAUGAAUCCUCUCAUUUAAAUCCCAACAUUAAAAGGAAAAUUAUAUCUUUUGCCAAGUUGUCAUCUAGUACCUCUAACACGUAAAUGCUACACAUGUAGUCACACAUGUUAUUGUUUCUGCUUGUUUAAAUGAACAUGAUCUAACAAACUACCAAAGAUGGAUGUUUGCAUGAUGGUUUCUAUAGUGACUAGCAGUUUUUAAAAUUAAAGCAUAGCUUAGUUGUUAAAAAAUAACAAAUCAUGGUCAUGCUAAUCCCAACAGAGAAUCCAAAUGCUAGGAUCAUGCAAGAAGUGAAACACCAGAAAGAAGUUUGCUGCAGUUGCUAGAACUACACAAUAUAUAUAAAUUGGAAUUACUCAGUUGUUACUCUUCAUAUUUUCAUAUGUUGACUUAAUAAGCUGUCCCUUAGACAGUUACCCAGGUUUGUUUGUGUUAUGACACUGACAGUAUUGGUCAAAGGUAAUAAAGAAAUCCGAAGGGAAAUAAAACAAUUGCUUUUAUCAUUGCAGCAAUAAAAGUGAAUUCAUUGUUGAAAGUGCAAACUAGAAUAAUGGUUAAUUUGAUCUGUAACUAAUAGCCUUUACUUUAAGGUUGUUUGAUUCAUUUAGAUGUAUCACUUCUUUUUUAAUAAUGUGUAAUUUUUUAUGCAUGAUAAUGCAAUUUGAAUGAUUCUUGUUGUGAUUCACAGUUUUAAUUCACUUCCAAGUGAAUAUCACUCCAGUGUAAAACACAACUGGUUGCAGUCACCAGGUGUUACACAGUAGUUUGUUUUAUUUGUUGAACUUGUUAUUUGUAGUUUCACUAGGUCCAGUAAUUGAAAAGCCAUACUAUGUAUUUCAGUUAGAGGUGACAUGUUUGUGUGUUUAUGGUUAAGAAUAAUAACAGACUGAUGAGAACAAUUACUAUGACUCUUUCAGAAAAAGUCAGUGUAAUCUUCAUGUUGAAUGUAAUAUAAAGCAGAUGAAAUGGUUUAAUGGGGCAGGCAGCCUGAUUCAGUCACAUCUAAGGAGCUAAUUAGAUGCCACAAGUGACAUUCAAGCUGUUGAAAUGUCACCAUGCUGAGAAUGUCUGCUGAGUAAGAUGUUUAACGCAUUCACCACAAUGCAGUUUUUGUUUCUGAACUUGAAUAAACAUUUGCAGAUA